UGGCAUUUCCAAGUUGACCAUCCCUCAACGCCCUGCCCGUUGUGCCCAGUAAGUGCCCGCCCUGGGAGGAUCCAGCAGAGCUCUCCCGCCCGCCCGCUCCUCAGAUAAUAAGGCCGCUACUUAUCUUCGCGCGCUCGUCCACUGCUUCCCUCACCCCCCCUCUCCCCCAUAUUCUCUCUUUGUGCCUUCGCUGUGACUUCUUCCAACGGCCCGGAUACAAACGACUAGCUAGCUCGCGCCCGCCAGCUGCAGUGCCUCACCAUCCCACACCCUACCUACGUACCUAGCUCCUCAACUCGCACACUUUUGUUGCGCUCGCUUCCUUCGGACGAUCGCUUUUCGUCGUAUCAGCCAUAUCAUUCGCGUUCACUCAGUGGACUGCGAUCGAUUUUAUCUUCAGAUUUGAAUCGACCACUCUUCAUCCAGAGCCAUGGUCGAGGCAUUACGCAGGGCAGGAGCUCCUCCCAUGAUCCGGGCCGCAAGCGGAAGAGAGAUCCAUAUUGUCAACUCGCCCGAGCCAGAGCCUUCUUGUCUGCCUUCUCCCCCAGAGCUGUCGCGUACGAGCUCGGUCGCUUCCAGCAACCCAGCCCGCACACCGCCCGAUGUUCGCUACGACCAACUCCUCUCUCCAAAGGACCGGACCGUGACGCUGGCUCCCAUCAUUGCGAACCACUCUCCCGCUGUCUCUUAUCAGCAGCUGCCUUGGCCCACCCACCCGCCAGAUUCCCGUCUGUACCGAACCAACUCCUUUGGCUCAACCUCCUCCGAAGACAAUCCCUAUGCCCUCUCCGGACGGUACGAGUAUCCGCCCACUCUCUCCCAGCACUGGGCCACUCGAGCACCUCCUCCGGCUGCCUUGGACAGCAGGGCCCAACGCGUCGAAGGCGAGAGGAAGCAGUACCCAUGCCCUGAGGCCGUGAAAUUCAAGUGCAACGAACUAUUCACCACAUCCGGUCACGCCUCCCGGCAUUGGAAGAGCGUUCAUCUGAAGAAGAAGGACGCAAAAUGCCCCCAUUGCUCCAAGAUGUUCGGCCGCGUCGACAAUAUGAAGCAACAUAUGCGCACCCACGAAAACGAAGGUCACCGGAGGUCCUCGUCCCGCGCUACACGGCCGUCGGCCGACACUAGGGCGGCGACAUCCAGUUCGAAGAAACGUCGCAGCACAGCACUCCAGAUCGAUACGGAAGGAGCCGCGCCAUCCUUCCUUCCGUCGCCCUCUUCUCUUCGCUCUACAUCCUCCCUUCCAUCGACCCCUCCAACGCCCAUGGAUCACUCGUUCGGUGCUGGCUCCGGCAUGAUCAGUCCUCUGGCACUGCAGCCUCCAGAGCAGCAACAGUGCGGUACACAUUUCUUGAUGCGUCCCGAGCUGCGUCGUGGCGUUCCCUACGGGCUCGAGCCUGCAGUAGCUCCUCGCAUCCCGCUCCCCGUAUACUGAAACCCGAAGGCGAACCACCAGACGGCGGAUGCGGCAAUCGUAGGUCCAUCUCUCUGAGAUUGGUACCAAGCAGUCCAAUUCCCCGCUCACGUGACCAUGCCUUCGUUAUCCACUACUACGCCACUACUACCCCUUAAUGUCUUUUUAAUCCCCUCGGUACGACUCCGUCUACACGGUUAGAAAGACUACGCUGUCAUGGCGCUAUUUCUAUUAUUCUUUUCCCCAAUAUC
Westerdykella ornata is the source of this 1665-nucleotide messenger RNA. RefSeq lists its product as uncharacterized. NCBI's taxonomy places the organism in Eukaryota, Fungi, Ascomycota, Dothideomycetes, Pleosporales, Sporormiaceae. The coding region runs from base 431 to 1435 and encodes 334 amino acids. The transcript is spliced from 3 exons. The record is from RefSeq and is a predicted model, not a curated record.